Molecule: messenger RNA, 351 nt
Organism: Micromonas commoda
Lineage: Eukaryota; Viridiplantae; Chlorophyta; Mamiellophyceae; Mamiellales; Mamiellaceae
Exons: 1
Cellular component (GO): nucleoplasm
Molecular function (GO): protein binding
Source: RefSeq, a predicted model, not a curated record
GAGCUGAUCGAAGCAGGGGCUGAUGUGAACGUGCGAGCAACGUUGAAGAGUAGGUCAACUGGCAACACCGUCUCAGAUAUCACUCCUCUUCACGUGGCCGCUAAGGAAGGUCACACACCGGUCGUCGCGGAGCUCAUAAGGGCGGGCGCGGAUGUGAACGUCCCGAGUUCGGAUGGCGCUACGCCACUUAUGUGGGCCGCCAGCAACGGGCAUGAAGCUUGUGCAUUGGCGCUUAUCCAGGCCGGCGCCGACGUCAACCCCAAAGGUGGGGGUUGGACGCCGUUGUCUGCAGCCAUCGAGGACAAGCACGAGAAGGUCGUAAAGCUGCUGAAACACUUUGGGGCGCGUUGA